This is a messenger RNA of Brassica rapa (field mustard), 2342 nucleotides long. RefSeq names its product ras-related protein RABA1i. Gene Ontology annotation, molecular function: GTP binding; GTPase activity. The record is from RefSeq and is a predicted model, not a curated record. NCBI's taxonomy places the organism in Eukaryota, Viridiplantae, Streptophyta, Magnoliopsida, Brassicales, Brassicaceae.
UUAGAACCAAACAAAAAAAAACACAUUGAGUAGCAUCAUCCCAUGUUCUUGGAACAGCCAAAUAACAUUUUUAUUCUUGAAUAUAACUCGUCUCCCGACAACAAACUCAUAAAAACAAAAGAGGUUUAAGUAGGUGGACAAAAGAAGAUGGGAGCAUAUAGAGCAGAAGACGAUUACGACUACCUCUUCAAGGUGGUCUUAACCGGAGACUCCGGGGUCGGAAAAUCAAACCUGUUAUCUCGUUUCACCAGAAAUGACUUCAGCCACGACUCACGUGCAACCAUCGGUGUGGAGUUCGCCACACGUAGCAUAAAAUGCGAUGACAAGAUCGUCAAAGCUCAAAUCUGGGACACAGCCGGCCAAGAAAGGUACCGAGCCAUCACGAGCGCUUACUACCGAGGAGCCGUCGGUGCGUUACUAGUUUACGACGUGACGCGUCACGUAACGUUCGAGAACGUUGAGAGGUGGCUAAAGGAGCUAAGGGACCACACAGACGCAAACAUUGUGAUAAUGCUCGUUGGCAACAAAGCUGAUCUUCGUCAUCUUAGAGCUAUCUCAACGGAAGACGCAAAGGCCUUUGCGGAGAGGGAGAACACUUUUUUCAUGGAGACGUCUGCACUUGAAGCUCUGAACGUUGAGAAUGCUUUCACCGAAGUUUUGACUCAGAUUUACAGAGUUGUUAGCAAGAAGGCUCUUGAAGCUGGAGAUGAUCCAACCACGGCUUUGCCUAAAGGACAGACGAUUAAUGUCGGAGGCAGAGAUGAUAUCUCAGCUGUUAAAAAACCUGGUUGCUGCUCUGCUUAGACACACACACUUGUCUCUCUCUCUGUCUUUCUUGUAUUUUCAUUUUAACUAAUUAUCAUGCAAAUUUGUAUACAUUCUUGUAAUUAUCAGAGAAACAAAGUUCAUACUCAGUGAGGACGUGAUAGACUAGGCCUAGGCCAGUUGGGUUCGGUUUGGUUUGAUUCAGAUUUUUGAAUUUUUGGUAUAAUGUUUAUAGGUUCCAUUCGGGUUUUACUAAUUAUUGGUUCGAGUUUGAUUCGGUUCCUUCCAGAUUUGGUUCGGAUCGAUUAGAACCAAUGUCUGAAAUAACCUUAAAACAUUUUUCAAAAACUAAAAAAAUUGACAAACAAAUACUCAAAAUAUAUUAAUUAUUCACAAACCUAAUUAAAAAUUAGCUAAACUAUCUAAACUAAUUAAAAAUAGUCAAAAUAACAAAUAAAACAAACUACAAAAAUCUUUUAAAAUAAAACAUCCAAACUACCUUAAUAUAUAUAUAAACAUUAACAUAUAUAACUAAUUUCAGAUAUUUGCGAUUUGGCUCUGGUUAUAUCCAAACCGUAAAGUACCAAAUUCUUAAAUUUGGUUUUGGUUAUACCCAAACUCUAAAGUACUCUACGGUACCAAGCUCUGAAGUUUUGUUUUUGUAAAACGGUUAAGAUCAAGUUUUGUUUUUGUAAAACGGUUAAGAUCGAUUUUUUAUUUUUUUUUUGUUCGGAUUAAGGCAAGGGAGUUCGGUCUGUGGGUAGUGCUGGGUUUGCGGGUCAACCCGCCCCGACCCGCUGCGGGUUGAAUCAUUUUUUUGAUUCAAAAAAUCGACCCGCAUAACUCACAAACAAAAAAAUUUCUAUCCGCACCCGCCCCGCAAAAACCCGCGGGUAACCCGCUUAACCCGCGGGUAAUAUUAAUUAUAUUAAAAAUAAUUAUUUUAAUUAAAAAUAAUUAUUAUAUAGUUAAAAAAUAUUAUUUUUAAAAAAUUAUAUUAAAAUAAUAUAUUAAUAAUUAAAAUUAUAUAAAUAUUUACGAGAUUUAAUAUAUUUUUUAUAAAAAAACAUUUUUUAAAAAAAAAAAAUCUUUUUUUCUUAAAUUUGCGGGUUAACGAGUACCCGCGACUCAAAUUCGACUGACCCGCACCCGCCCCGCUUAAAAUAAUCUUGACCCGCACCCGCACCCGCCAUUGCAAAUUUUCAAAUUCUUCGACCCGCACCCGCCCCGCAGCGGGUCAAAUGGGGCAGGGCCCGCGGGCAUUAAUUAAAAUUCCCAGCUCUAUCUGUGGGUAAAUACGCCCAGGCAUAUGAUAGACUAAGAGCAAGAACGGUGUUAUCAUUCAAGUUUCAGACUGUAUAAGAACACAAUAAAACGAUAACCAAAACGGUUACAUAACUCGUCAUCUGCAUUCGAAAAUGCAUCAAAAUACAUAUAAACCGGAAUGUCACCUCCCAUAGACUGAAUCUUUAAAAAAAAGCAGUCUCCUUCUCAACUUUUACUUGUGGUUAGAAGAAACAAGCUCUCUCAAACUCCAUGACAGUCUUCUUCUGCAUCCCCUUUCUUGUUAUAUAUAC